Oppia nitens is the source of this 1292-nucleotide messenger RNA. RefSeq lists its product as uncharacterized. The transcript is spliced from 4 exons. The record is from RefSeq and is a predicted model, not a curated record. The coding region runs from base 53 to 1261 and encodes 402 amino acids. Lineage: Eukaryota; Metazoa; Arthropoda; Arachnida; Sarcoptiformes; Oppiidae.
GGGUAUUAGUAGACAUUAAAAUCAAUCAAAUUUUAUAAUACAAGUUUGGUCGAUGUCGAGCACUGACGAAACACAAGAGAAUCCGUUGACAAUUGUCUGGAAGAAUAACGACUCAAAGUUGUUGAGCUUCGACAGCGGCGAGUCAUCAAUGCAUAGCCGUUCACUCGGAUCAGACAUCAACGGCGACGAAGCCGUCGAUGAUGAUGACGACGAUGCUCUUGAUUUUGAUGACAAUGUCUUCAAUGAUGAUUUUGUAGACGAAGACAAUGAAGAGUCUGAUGAUGUAAACAAUGAGAAAGAAUUUGAAGUUGAGAUGGAGGCGGACGACUACAAUGACAAUGUUGUAAAUGAAAAACAAGAAUCGUCGGCACAGGUAGUCAACAGUACUACUGGUGURUCGUUACAUAUGAUGAGAAGAGCCCGCAGUUCACCGAUUCCCAUACGCAAGAAUCAAAGUCGAAACCGAAGACAAACAUAUUCGUUGAGCGAAAUGUCCACCGAUUCGGGUCACGCCUUCACUCCGUUGACAACGACGACAAUCACACCAUCGCUUUCUGCACCGUACGACUCUGGGAUCAACUGUCUGGUGGGUCAUCCGCCCUAUGAUUGCGGUUGUAAGCGCCGGCACUUUUUUGGCGGAGUCAAUAGCGCUCCACACAUGACUACACAACAAUCAGACGUGAGUGCAGCACAAGACUCAGAAACACUGCCAACAGUGCCGUCAAUAAUACUUCAAUCAUCAGCUUUAGAUGUAGUGAUGAGCGGCUCAUCACAAGACUCGCUGUCGUCGACAACAGAGGAACCGCCGCCGAUCGGUGCGCACCGCCGUAGUAGACAUGAGUCCACUGUUGGUGGUGUUGUUAGUGUCGAUCACAGUAAACCAUUGCCCGAUGUAGUGGUGAAUGUUGACAUUGUUGAGGUACGGCUACGAUCAUCGGUCACGAGCAGCGGCGGUCAUCAUCACAGUCUGGCUAGACGUGCCGUUUCGGUCAGUUUGCCCAUCGAUACCGAUACCAUACGAUCAGUGGGAAUGGGUUUACGGCAAAUCAGUGAAGAGUUUGAAACUACAGCCACAUCAUCGACAACGAUGCUAUCGGGUUCGGCUCCGGGAUCUCAAGGGAUUGUGGCCAAUGUGUUGGCAUCCUUAUCACUGCCGAGUCGAUUGCUAUCGUAUCGGUUUCGGUCGCAUCAUAUCCGGCGACACAAUGGACUCAAUGGUCGGCCCAGAAGUUUGUCGACAAACGAUGCACAGGAAGAUUAGGGCAACAAACUGUUUGUUUUGUUUGUUUGUU